Molecule: messenger RNA, 441 nt
Organism: Letharia columbiana
Lineage: Eukaryota; Fungi; Ascomycota; Lecanoromycetes; Lecanorales; Parmeliaceae
Exons: 2
Coding region: 1-441 (146 amino acids)
Source: RefSeq, a predicted model, not a curated record
AUGAUUCACACUAUAGCUAGCAUUGUGGUCAUAGCGUCUCUCAACAGCAAUGAAAUUACCGCGCUCGUUGAGAAGGUCAGGUCGGCUCUUUCGCGCAUUUACCAGGAUUUGCCGCUCUCCGCCAUCCGGGAGCGAUCAUUGCGACAGCCUGGGACCAAGGACCCUCUCUGGGUCAGCCAUGCAACUUUUCUGGCCCCUGGGCCCGAGGAAAGCGAUAUCUGCUACCUAGUUGAUAGUGCAAUACGUUUGUUAGGUCGUGGAGAUGAGCAGUAUACCAUUCCCACCAUCCCGGAUGUUACAGUUGAGUGGACCGGUCCUCGCCCUGAUGUGAGCUCAGUAGACGUCCUUCACACAAACACAGAAGAGGAGAAGUUCAAAGAUAUAAAUGGACACGUCAAGAACAAGAUCACGAUUGUCUAUGUCUUUGGAGGCUCUUUCUAG